AUGCUCAACUCUCGCCGCGCCAUUGUGGCUGCGGUUUUUGUCCUCACUGUCUUCUUCCUCCUGACGAGAUCGCACUCCUCGACACCUGUCGUUCCAGCAGCUCAAAAUGCUGCCGCCGCCGCCGAUACAAGCAAGAACGAUGCCCCUGCCUCAAACGAAGCCGUGCCACCACCACCCGAGAAAAAAGAACCAGAGAUGGAGGUGAAGGAACGUCGCACGCGGCCUCGCAUCGACAUGUCGGGGAUGACAACCUAUGAGAAGCUCGAAUACGCCUACCCCUACGAUGUUACCUCCAAGUUUCCCGCCUACAUCUGGCAGACGUGGAAACAGAGUCCCGAUCAGGGCGAUUUCCAGUUCAAGGACCACCAUGGUUCAUGGAGAGAAGAGCACCCUGGUUUCGUUCACGAAGUUGUCACCGACGACGUUGCUGUCAACCUGAUUCGCCUUCUUUACGCUACUGUCCCUGAGGUUGUCGAGGCUUACCGAAGCCUACCCAUGCCCGUCCUCAAGGCUGACUUCUUCCGCUACCUGAUCCUGUUUGCGCGAGGUGGUAUCUACUCUGAUAUUGACACCUAUGCCAUCCAGAGCUCUGUCAAGUGGCUGCCCGAACAAAUCUCUCGUGACACCAUCGGACUGGUUAUUGGUAUCGAGGCAGACCCCGACCGUCCUGAUUGGGCUCAAUGGUACAGUCGCCGUAUCCAGUUCUGCCAGUGGACGAUACAGGCCAAGCCUGGCCACCCUGCUCUUCGCGACAUCAUCAACCGAAUCACCAAAAAGACAUUGGACGAAAAGCGUAAAGGCACUCUGGAAACGUUUGUUGAUCGCAACGUCGUUGAGUUCACGGGCCCCGCUGUAUGGACAGAUGCCAUUAUUGACUACUUCAAUGAUGGACGUUUUUUCGACAUGUCGCAAAGCAAAGGAACGAUUGAUUACAAGAACUUUACCGGCAUGGAGACAAUGGGACAGAUGGGCUCCAAGGAGCCUGACGACCCCAUGGCUUAUGUCAAGCAUGAUUUCGAAGGAACAUGGAAGCCUGAGAGCGAGCGUCAUAUGGGUGAGCAGAAGCAAGAAGAAGGACAGCAGGCACCCUUGCAGCAGGAGGGACAGCCUCAACAGGGACAGCCUCAACAGGGACAGCCUCAACAGGGACAGCCUCAACAGGGACAGCCUCAACAGGGACAGCCUCAACAGGGACAGCCUCAACAGGGACAGCCUCAACAGGGACAGCCUCAACAGGGACAGCCUCAACAGGGACAGCCUCAACAGGGACAGCCUCAACAGGGACAGCCUCAACAGGGACAGCCUCAACAGCAGCAGCAGCCACCUCCGGCCCAGCAAUAA
Molecule: messenger RNA, 1341 nt
Organism: Fusarium graminearum PH-1
Lineage: Eukaryota; Fungi; Ascomycota; Sordariomycetes; Hypocreales; Nectriaceae
Exons: 3
Coding region: 1-1341 (446 amino acids)
Biological process (GO): protein N-linked glycosylation
Cellular component (GO): mannan polymerase complex
Molecular function (GO): alpha-1,6-mannosyltransferase activity
Source: RefSeq, a predicted model, not a curated record